AUGGCAGCCUCUGUGCAGUUUAGGCCCCAAAACAGAGAUCUUGGGAUGAUAAUGGGAGAGGUAGAUGAAGAUCUUGCCAUUUUCUUGGGAGUUCGAAAUGUCGAAAAGGAGAGAAAUGACCAUACUGCCCCUGUUGAAUCUGAUGAGUUUGAUGAAUCAAAAGAUUUGCAGCUAAAACCUGAUUGCUCCUUGCCAUUGAAUGCUGCUCGAGAAAAUAUUGUCCCGAUUGCCACCGAGGAUAAUUUCGUCAAUUUGGGGGCCGAAAAGAGUGAUGGCAUUUGGCAACUUUAUUCCUCUCCACUUCAUUCAGUAGAGGUAGACAACUCCUCCGAAACAUCCGAUCCCCCGAGCAACAAUCCACCGAACCAAAAUCCAUUCGCAUUGCCUAACAAAAGACCCUCAUCUUCAUCCGGGCCCCACAAACCCUCGAAACCCACCACACGAUCAACUCUUCCAUCAAAACCGAGGCCUGCUUCACGCCCUUCCACUCCUAAUAACACCUCGAGGCCCGGCCCAAGACCCACGACCCUCAAAGCCGUGGGGCCCGCAAGGCCAGCUUCUGCAUCCAGAGAGAGGGUGGUGGGCAGGCCCAACGAGAAACCCGAACGACAACAAAAAUCGUGCUCGCCUCCGAAAAUGCGGGCCCGAAUUGCCAUCACGGCCCGUCAUAGGGCUCGGGAGAGCAUUAAUAAUGAUGUGAACCCGGUUUUGAUGGGAACAAAGAUGGUGGAUCGGGUCGUGAACAUGAGGAAGCUGGCGCCACCUAAGCAGGACGAGUGUGUUCGUCGAGAUCACAAUUCGAGGAAAAAGUUGGGAUUGGAGAAUAAUUCGGGUUUCGGAAGGUCUCUCUCGAAGAAGUCGUUGGAAAUGGCCAUACGACACAUGGACAUCAGACGAAGCAUUAGCGACAAAUCAUAA
Molecule: messenger RNA, 918 nt
Organism: Striga hermonthica
Lineage: Eukaryota; Viridiplantae; Streptophyta; Magnoliopsida; Lamiales; Orobanchaceae
Source: the annotation of a GenBank genome assembly